AUGUAUGACAGAGCGUUCAGGAGAUGGAAGGAAUUUGCAUUAAGCAAGCACGAACUUUCUUAUCUAUCUGCUAAUCCUAUGCAUGUAGCUGUUUAUUUACAAUAUGUUUUAGAAUCUACAAGAUCGAGCAGUUCUGUGCACACUGCGUUUUACAGUAUUAAGUGGGCACACGAAUCAGCUGGUCUUGUAUCCCCUACAGAUAAUCCUUUAGUUAAUAGGGUGCGGAAGGCGGCUAAAAGAAUUUUAGGAGUAAGAGGUGUCAUAGGAAAGAACCUUUGUCUAUUGAAAUCAUCAAAGAUAUUAUCUCUGCCGCUGAUUUGUCUAAUACUCUUCAGCUGA
Messenger RNA from Porites lobata, 339 nucleotides. Lineage: Eukaryota; Metazoa; Cnidaria; Anthozoa; Scleractinia; Poritidae. The record is from the annotation of a GenBank genome assembly.